AACGUGCGACUGCAACUUCCCAUGGGACAAGGGCAUCCGACGCGAUGCUAUGCUGGCGCCGGCCUUCCAGUUGCCUGUUCUGGACCUGCAGGACCGCUUGGCCCUGGAUGCUGCGGAGCACUGCCGUGCCGUGCGCCGCGCGCUCUCCGAGAAGCAGAGGAAUCAUGCCAUCUCUGGAAUAAAGAAGCGCCAGCAGCAGCUGCACGAUGACGAGCAACAUCAGCUCUUGCGGGAUCAGCAGCAGCUGCUGGAAGAUCAACGGACGCAACUGCAGGAGCACCAGCGUGUCUUGGAAGAGAAGGAGAGUCAGCUCCGUGCCCAAGCGAAGCAAAUGCUGGAGGACCGGCAGGUGGCCGAGCGCUGGGAACACCUGGCGGAGUUCCGGCAACGGCAGCUGGUCAUGGAGGAGAACCAGAUGGAAGAGCUUCAGGCGCGGCUGGAGGAAGGUGUCGACGCUUUUGCGGAGCAGCACAGCAGCUACGCCUUGUGCCUGCAGCACUUCGCGCAGGAGCGACUGAAGACCCAAUCUUUGGAGACAAAGUUGAAGUCCUCGGAACUGCAACACCAGGAAGAGCUUCGGAACUUGAAGGACGCCAUCCUUCCACUGCGGCCCACCCCUUCGCGCUGCUGCCUCUUCGCCGGAGCCAGCGGCGCUUCUGCGCCGCUCGCGCCGGGCCGACUGUGGGGGGCCGACCGGGCAUCCUCGGUGAUGUGGGGCUCCAUCCCAUGGCGGCCCAUGCUGCAGGAUGGAGAGGCCCAGACGGAUGAGGACGCCAUUGUCCGCGGUCUGGAGCAAGACCUGCAGCACAGCUUUCAGCAGCAGAGCCACCUGGAGCAGCGCAUCCGAGGUCUCGAGGAAGAGCUGGAAGAUCGAGCUCAGUUGCAGGAGGAGCUGAUCCAGGCCCAACGGAGCCUGGAGCUGCCAGAGCACGUGGUGCAUGCCGAGCUGAAGCAAGCCUAUGCAGAUCUGAGGGACAAAGACUCAGCGCUGCGGGUGGAAGAGGACAGAGCGGAGACGCUGCAUCAUGCGUGCGAGCAACGGGUGGAAUUGGCACGGGAUCAGGCUCAAGCGUUGAUGGAGCAGACUCGAAUCCAGGCCUCACAAGCAGCCUUGGACUACCAGACGGAGCGGGAACGCACCGGUCUUCUAGAGGAGGAGAUUCAGAGCGCAAAGGCUUUGGAACAAACUCUCAGAGAAGAGUUGGACGCGUCCAGGGAGGAGUUCCGACUCACCUGUGAGGAGGCGGACAUCGAGCAACGGAACUUGCGCGCGUCGCUGGAUGCUCAACUUGAGCAGUUGGAAGAGCACAGCUCGCGUUUCCAGCAGGAGCGGCGCUUGCAAGAGCAUGCGGCCAGCUAUGAGAAGGAGUCCUGGCGGCGGUGCGAACUGCAGCCCGCCCUAGAUCAGGCGAAAGCCUUGCGUCAGCUCUUGGCGGAGGAUCAAAAGCAUGCAGAGGCAUUGCAGCUGGACAACCAUGCCAUCCUGCUGGAGGCGGCGGAGAAGCAGGCGCAGCUCUCCUUCACGUCCACCGAGCUCAGCUUCGCCCAAGCCGAGGUGACGUCUUGGAAGCGCUCCGAGCUGGACGAGAAGCUCCGAAAGGAGGACCUGCUGCGAGAGGCAGCGCAGCAGCAGCUUCAGCUGUCGCUGGCCUCGAGCGAGCUGCGGGACGCUCAAGCCGAGGUGACUGCUUGGCGCGGCGUCAUGGCCAAGCGGGAAGGAGAGGUGAACAGUUCCCGGUCCAUUGCGCCCCUCAUCCAGCCGUGGGCGCCCAUGGACACCCCUCGGCUGACAAGGGACGUCCCACAGGCCAGGUCUGUGGCAGAGCCUGUGGCUGUGGCAGAGCCAGUAGCUGUGGAAGAGCCAGUGGCUGUUCGCGCAGAUGAGGCCACGGCCGCCACGGCCUCUUUGCGGUCGAGCUUCUCACGGUCGAGUCACCACGGUCUCCACGCCGAGUUACGGUCGACGGUCGACACCCUGACGCCCAGCUUCGCGUCGCGGAGCGCCUUGCCGUUGGGUGACGUUGACCCGGAGAAGGAAUAACUUUUUGGAGACAACUCACAUGCCAAAGUCUUCGCAUGUGGCGGUUGUGACAAUUCAUGCGUAGCAUGGCGGGAUCCGGCCCACUCUCUUGUGGCCAUCUGUCACCUUUUCCAGCGGGCUAAAUGGCUGGCAACAACAUCGGUGACGGUUGCAGACAUGUCGGAAA
This is a messenger RNA of Durusdinium trenchii, 2207 nucleotides long. The record is from the annotation of a GenBank genome assembly. NCBI's taxonomy places the organism in Eukaryota, Dinophyceae, Suessiales, Symbiodiniaceae.